Molecule: messenger RNA, 745 nt
Organism: Pelmatolapia mariae (spotted tilapia)
Lineage: Eukaryota; Metazoa; Chordata; Actinopteri; Cichliformes; Cichlidae
Gene: gchfr
Product: GTP cyclohydrolase I feedback regulator
Exons: 3
Coding region: 119-379 (86 amino acids)
Biological process (GO): negative regulation of biosynthetic process
Cellular component (GO): cytoplasm; nucleus
Molecular function (GO): GTP cyclohydrolase binding
Source: RefSeq, a predicted model, not a curated record
CCGCAUUCCGCUAAGCGCAGUCAGCUGGAGCUCGAGUUGAAGAGGGCACCGUCGCGUCUGUGAGGACACCUCUUUCAGUCACUCCUGGGGGAAUACCGGAGCGAAGCCAGCGAGCGGGAUGCCGUACAUGUUCGUCAGCACACAGAUUCGACUGGAGAACGGUCCGACAAAUGUGGGGGAUGAAUUUUCGGAUCCAGUGGUCAUGAAUUACCUGGGAGCGAGGAAAACGACUAUGCUGGGGAACAAUUUUUCCGAGUAUCACGUGGAUGACCCGCCUCGCCUGGUGCUGGACAAGCUGGAGAAGAUUGGCUUCCGUGUGGUGUCCAUGACAGGUGUGGGACAGACACUGGUGUGGUGUCUUCACAAGGAGAUGGAGUGAUGGAUCACAAAGAUACCGUAUUGGGAGGGCGGGUACUUGUAUAAGCCUUUAAAGGGAUAAAUGAAUUCUGCAGAAUAUCCCUGCUUUUACUCUAUACAUUCUACAUUCAAGAUAUUGGCAGCUAUAAGGUAAUGCCAUAGUCAAACAAAAGUAAAGUUGAGAUUAUCCCUUACAUAAGGUCUCAGAUUAGAUGAUAGGUCACCAGAUUCAGGGGAUUACUGAAACUACAUUCCAGGGGUUAGCCUUUGUCAAUACUGUUUAGCACUGGUGAUACAGUGUAGUGACCAGAGUAGAUUUAUUGUGUAUAUAUCAUAUCCUGAACCAAGCCUCACUUUUUUUCUAAUUAAAACACUAGAAACAUUUGUA